Messenger RNA from Poecilia reticulata (guppy), 1125 nucleotides. Its product is annotated as beta-crystallin A1-like. Lineage: Eukaryota; Metazoa; Chordata; Actinopteri; Cyprinodontiformes; Poeciliidae. Gene Ontology annotation, biological process: visual perception; lens development in camera-type eye. Gene Ontology annotation, molecular function: structural constituent of eye lens. The record is from RefSeq and is a predicted model, not a curated record.
CUGCUGCUGCAGACUGGAACCCUGCACCACACAGCUCAUCAGUUUGGGUACAGCUGAAGAAAAGGACACAAUGGCUCUGACAAACCCUAUGCCCAUGGGCCCUUGGAAGAUCACCGUCUACGAUCAGGAGUACUUCCAAGGCAGGCGCAUGGAGUUCACCGCCUGCUGCCAGAACAUCAUGGAGUGUGGGAUGGAGAACAUCCGCUCCCUGAAGGUGGAGUGUGGCGCCUGGAUCGGCUAUGAGCACUCCAGCUUCUGUGGCCAGCAGUUUGUGCUGGAGAAGGGCGAUUACCCUCGCUUCGAGGCCUACAGCGGCAGCAACUCCUAUCGCAUUGAGAGGAUGAUUUCCUUCAGGCCCAUCUGCUGUGCUAACCACAAGGAGUCCCGCAUGACCAUCUUUGAGAUGGAGAACAUGAUGGGACGUCAGUUUGAGCUGUGUGACGACUACCCGUCCCUGCAGGCCAUGGGCUGGAUGAACAACGAGGUCGGAUCCAUGCAGAUCCACUGCGGAGCCUUUGUGUGCUAUCAGUACCCUGGAUAUCGCGGCCACCAGUACAUCAUGGAGUGUGACUGCCGCGGAGGAGAGUACAAAUGUUACCGUGAGUUUGGCUCCCACUCCCAGACUCCCCAGAUCCAGUCCAUCAGGAGGAUCCAGCACUGAGAAAGGAGAGGAUUCCCUCACUCCACCUUUUUUCCUUCCCUUUUCCUCUCUUCCUGAUACAUUUCCAUCCCUUCUUUUCUUCUUCCUGUCCCACAACCUCCAACUCCCCCAGCUCUGCUGAUCCGGACGGUCAAAGCAGGACCAAAGGACUGAACUUCAGGUGCUUACUGACGUCAGUGGUUCCCUGCACAUUUGCUUUUAUUUUUGUUUUAAAGGAGACAACAUAAAUAAAGGAAGGCUAUAAGAAAGACAGGCUUUAGGAAUGACAGAUUUGAAAAGAAAUCAGUCAAAAAGAACGGAUGCUCCACCUUGGUGAUGAAAACAUUUCAAAGUUAGUUGCUCUUUUCCUUCUCCUCCACGGAUGAACAACCACCAGUCUGGGUGUCGAUGUGAUAUCAAUGACUGCCUGUGUUUAAGAUAAUAAAUAAAGAAAAUGAGCAAAGAAACAGACAGAUUCAUGACAA